AAAAUAUUGUAAUUGUAAUAUUGUAAUUGUAGCUGAUCCGAGAAGGGUGGAAGAGGGUUCAAUUCGAUUCAGCUUUUUGAAUCUUCGCGCACUUCUACGAGCAGUGUGAUUUAGCGUUCCAUGGGCACCAAUCCACGUACUUUCUCCCUAAAAAAAACUCAAAAUCAAAGUUUAAUGUCAUGGAGAAGGAAAAGAUGAAGAUGGAAAUAAAACUAGAUAACCAGUUAAUGAUAACUUCAAGUCGAUGAAGAAAGCUUUCAUUUAGAGUUGGUAUUUGUUGAAUCAGUUGAAUGUAAAGACGUUAUUUACGCUAAGAAAGUUGGAUCUGUUGUUAUUGUUUUAUCAAUAUAUUUAAAUACGCAAUGUCGACGAAAUCCUCCGUCGAUUUGCGAGCAGAACUCGCUGAAUUAGUGAAAAGGAAAGCAGAAAUAGCUGACACUCUUGCCAAUUUAGAACGCCAAAUCUAUGCAUUUGAAGGUAGUUAUUUGGAAGACACACAAUUGUAUGGUAAUAUAAUACGUGGCUGGGACAGAUAUUUAGCCAGUAAUAAAAAUACUAACAGUAAAGCAGAUAAACGAAAUAGGAAAUUCAAAGAAGCUGAAAGACUAUUCUCAAAAUCUUCUAUUACCUCUAUGGCUGCAGUCAGUGGACUUGUUGAAAACACCCAGGAAAAAAUUGACCGGUACAGUGAAUCGGAGUCGCAGAUCGGCAACAGCGGUAGCGAGGACAAUUGCAGCCUCGUAAAUUCUCAUGGAACAGCUGCCAAUAGCGGCAAUAGCAACGGUAAUAAGGAGUCGUCCGGGAAAAACCACUCUGUAACUGGCCAGUAUAGCCAGAAUGGAUCUAUCGCCUCUUCAACCGAGAUUGCUAGACAAUUUGCGAACGGGCACGCGAGCAAUGGCAGCCUGGAGCACGUCUCCUUGAAGGAGAACACUGGAAAAGAGCCUUCGAAAAAUAAGUCUGGGAACAGCGCGAAAAAGAAUAGCAACAAGAGGUCCAGAAAUAGGUAGAAUAACCUCGAGCCGGUGUAAUCUGUGGAUAGUUCACGCGAGGACUAUCAAUGGAACAUUUCUUCCUUCUAUUCUCAUUCGAUUCUGUCGAUAUACCAGAUCUCACUGUUUUAUACAAUAAGUGCACCACGGAAUACCGACUUUUUAUGGGAGAGUUACAGGCUUAUCGUUAACGAAUAAGAGCAUUAGGAUUAGUAAGUGAAUAACAGUUUGGGUAACGAAGGGUGUCGUUUUACCAUCCGGAUAGGAUUUCUAUUUCUGUUUCCAUAAAGACUAUGAUUGUAAGCCAACGUAUAUAGUAUUGUACAAAGAUAAAUUUCAGGUUUAGAGAUGAAAUGAUAUCAAUCGUCGUCUUAUUCGGUUAGUUGGACAGUACGUAUUACGCUUAA
This is a messenger RNA of Bombus impatiens (common eastern bumble bee), 1399 nucleotides long. RefSeq names its product chromatin modification-related protein MEAF6 (gene Eaf6). The transcript has 5 exons. The record is from RefSeq and is a predicted model, not a curated record. Bases 363 to 1010 code for a protein of 215 amino acids. Lineage: Eukaryota; Metazoa; Arthropoda; Insecta; Hymenoptera; Apidae. Gene Ontology annotation, cellular component: NuA4 histone acetyltransferase complex.